AUGGCUCCUCCUACUCCUACAAUUCCAACUUCAAAAACUCUUGUUGUCGGUCCUCCAACACUGCUCACAAGAAGAUUAAUGGCUUCCAACUCCAACGGUGACAUGGCCAAGAAGAUAUCCAUCUCCCCUAUUUGCUCCUCCUUCUCUUCCUACGGUGAUCCCUGCCAUGAUCUGUUUUUCCAGGUGACACGACCAGAAACAUGGAGCGAUGAAGAGACGACCCAGCAGCAGCAGCAGCAGCAGAACCAGGCGUCCCUUAACUACCUGAAGACACUGCUGCCGGUGGCCUGGUCCCACAAUCCCCUAACCACCCUCAAGCUUAUCUUCAAUCUCCAUGCUAUUCCUAGCAGCGGAAAAUGUUAUCCAGAAGGCUUCUACACGGCUGUGUUUUGGCUCCACCAGAAGCACCCCAAGACGCUAUUAUGCAACCUCCCCUCCAUUGCUGAUUCGUUCGGGGGUUUGUAUGUCCUUAUCGAGAUUCUCUACCGCCUUCUAGAACAAGACCAAGACGCUGCAGAGAGGCUCCACUGUGACCCGGACUAUCAGUUGUUGCACGACUGGGCAAUGGAUGUCUUCGUGGAGAGGUUGAAGUCUGAUAUUGACAAAAUGAAGCAGCACAAGCUGGAUUUGAAGCCAUCAGAUUAUAUAACUGACGGUGAUGAUGACGACGACGAUGAAGAUGAUAAAGAUGGUACUCUUGAUGCCACCGCUUAUGCUGAUCUUUUUGUUAGCGAGGCUGCAGGGUGUUGCGUUACCAAACAACCCCAGGACUCCCACGCUGCCCGCACCAUUUUUCUGUGUGAAAGCAUUGCGAGGAGGCUUUGCCCACCCAAAUCAGACCAACCAAAUCAAUCUUAUCAAUCAGAAGAGUGGGAGCGGAUUAGGAAUGAGGUUUUGGCGCCCUUGAACAGGUACUGGAAGCGUCAAGGCAUGUUUUUUGGACGACAGCGCUCUGAAGUUAAGAUGUAUUUGGAGGAGGUGAAAAAAGCAGGAGGAAGAGGAGGCAAUUUGAGUGGCCAUGGCAGCAUAAUAAAGCCAGAUGCUAUGCUCCCAAAUGAGAUCAUACGCUAUGUAGUAGAAGAUGGGGAUGUCAGGGAAGGGGCUGAGCUUCAGUGGAAGGCAAUGGUGGAGGAUAUGUACCUAAAGCAGCAGCAGCAGCAAAAGCAGGGGGAGGGUUUGGGAAAAUUUAAAAACUGCUUGGCAGUGUGUCACAUCAGCGAUUACAAUGGCCUAACGCGCUUGGCGGUGAGUUUGGGACUAUUGGUGUCUGAACUCAGUGAAGAGCCGGCAUGGAAAGGAAAGGUGAUCAGUUCCGGUCAAUUGCCGGAUCAGCUGAUGCUGCAUUCAAUACAAGGGGAUGAUCUCAAGUCCAAGUGCGAGUUUAUGAUGAAGAAAUGCAGCAGGAACUUGGUAUCCUUUUUUGAUAAAAGGAAGGUAUUGGAUUUUAUUCUGGAAGUGGCUGUGAAAGAGAACUUGAAGGCAGAGCAGAUGGUUAAGAAGGUGUUUGUGUUUGCUGACUACGGUGGAUAUGUUUGGGGUACAUCAUGGAAGACUCUGUAUGAGGCAAAACGGAGAGAGUUUAAGGAGAAAGGGUACGGGGAUGAUGCAGUGCCACACAUUUUGGUUUGGAAUGUUUCGGACCAGAACAUGCCUUGUAUAGAACAACAUCAUCCAGGGGUGACGCUGUUGAGGGGCGUCUCUGAGAAUUUAGUUAAGUCCUUCUUGGACAACUGUGGAGAAAUUGGGCCGCACCAUCUGAUGGAAGCAGCCAUUGCUGACAAAGCGUAUCAAACUCUCACUGUGGUCGACUGA
Molecule: messenger RNA, 1812 nt
Organism: Prunus armeniaca (apricot)
Lineage: Eukaryota; Viridiplantae; Streptophyta; Magnoliopsida; Rosales; Rosaceae
Source: the annotation of a GenBank genome assembly